Messenger RNA from Penicillium concentricum, 1425 nucleotides. RefSeq lists its product as uncharacterized. NCBI's taxonomy places the organism in Eukaryota, Fungi, Ascomycota, Eurotiomycetes, Eurotiales, Aspergillaceae. The coding region runs from base 1 to 1425 and encodes 474 amino acids. The record is from RefSeq and is a predicted model, not a curated record. The transcript has a single exon.
AUGGAGCACAAGUUAUCAGCGAAAGCAACCAAAAUACGCCACCGUCUGACCUUCACCAGAAGCAGCUCCGCACGAGGUACAGCCUUAACAUUAGUCUCGCCCAUUGAGACCAAUCCAUCAACCAGCCGUCCCCAGUCAGCGCCAAAUCCCGAGUCUCCCACACAAAACGAGCCAACAUGGGACCUCAAGGAUCCCGAUUCCAGCCGAGGCUACAAUUUCACAGAUGAACUGGGCUACUUCCGCCCUGUAUCGCCGUUCAUUGACCGCCAAGACAUCAAAGAAGACCUCGAAGAUGAUAUCAAACAUGCAUGCGCCAUGCUAUCUCACAGCAUUGAUCGUGGCAUCCCAGCCGUACUGUCCCACCGGAGCGCCGUGCCAGUCUGGACAAAUGCAAAAAAACCCGCUGGUCAGCCUAGUGCCGAUGCAGCUCCUCUAUCUUUAGAACAACAUGUUAUCCUUCUAUCGGCGCCCAAACCAAUCAACCCCGAAACAGAAAGCACCAAACAUGAUUCCGGCGUCGGUAUGAGCUUCAAUUCUACCAGCCAACCAGGGAGACCAUACGACAACAGCGCAUCGGGCACAAAUACUUCAGCCCGGUUCUAUAACAAACGACCCUCCGCCUCACCACCACACAGCCCAUCAGCAGUAACCCCUUCCCGGAGCCAGAGUCUAGCAACAACCUUCGAAGAAGACCAAAGAAUGCGAGCAUACUCGUCAAGCCCGGUUCCCUUCCCAUACAGUCCUCCCCAACCCAACAGCGAAUGGAAAUUCGAGCCAAUGACGCUCGACAGUCCAGUCAGCCCACUCAGUGAAACCAACUCUCAGCUCGAAGCCACCGAAUCCGAGCUCAAGACAGAGCCACCAAAUGCCGACAGAAAUAAAAACAAACCCGAGACAUUCUCUCCAGCCCUAUCCCCACCUCUCGGCGGGGUAGACAAGACUUGGCUUCGCGCUAGCAGAGAAAUGCAACGCCAAUUCGAAGAAAAAUUGACCCAAACCAAAGAGACAAAACCAGUGAUCCGGUUCUACAGUUCCUACAACCAAACAACAGGCGAUUUCAAUCCCCGUGAAUGGCCGAAGAAUUUCUGGGAUCGGGAUCCAAGUGUCUACAGCGAAGUCUCACUAGCUUCACCACGGGCUGGAACCACAUCGAGACCAGAAACAGGAAACCCGAGAUUGGGUACUGCUUCGACGAAUGAAGAGGUGUCUGGCGGAUACCCGUAUCCAACGUUUGUCGGGUCCAGCGGGAUGUCUUACUCGUCUUCUUGUUUGGGCAAUGAGAUUAAGAACCAGGGACGUGUUUACUCUGUUGAUGUACCUGCUUUGUCGCCUAAAAAUAACCGGCGGAAGAAGGCUUCGCUUUUGUUAAGGAAGUUGGCUGGGCUGGGGAUGAAGCGGAAGGAAAAUGAGAAUGGAGUCUGUUGA